CCUUCUCUCUUCUUUUGGUGGUUCCAUUAUUGCCUCUUCUGUCGGUACACUUCUUCUACUUUCCUUCUCUACACAUUUAUUCUAGUGAGAGAAGAAAUUUUCAGCUCCAUCGUAAAGUUCCCACAACUUUGUGUGACCUUCUCUUCUCUCUCUCUGCUGUAAGUUAUACUCAUUUAUACAUGCUUUUUGUUUUUUCUUGAAAAUGUACCAUUAUUUUUUUUGUUGAAUCUUGUUUAAACAAGUGAAGUGAAGGCUUUCCUGGAUAGUAGUGUAGUUUUGUGCUUGGAUUAUAGAUAGUGUUUUCAAGAUUUUGGUGGGGUGGGUACUGUGUAAGAAUGUUGGGUUCAGGGAUGUCUGAGAAAAAUGGGAACUUUGGGUGGAUAUUGAGGGCAAAUCCCAUAGUUCAAUGGUGGUUUAAGGUGUUGGUAAUAGGGUUUUUUCUUGGAAUCUUGAUUGUGUGGGGGAUUGAUGGUGUGAAUGUUAAUGUGGGAACUUUGCAGAAAGAUUUUGGUGUUCUGAGACUCAAUAGUAGCUCUGCAAUAUUUAGACCAACCUUCAAAGAUUUUACCUUUACCAAUGUUUCACUUUUACCCCAUUCAGCUAAGGCUCCUCUGCUGAAUCUCAGCCAAACUUUUGAGAAUUUGACCCAACCCCAAGAGGAGUUGGGUCCUGAAAUUGUUCCAAGUGAAGUUAAUUUAACUGAAAAUGGAAGUGUGGUUGUGAAUAGUGGUGCUGAGGCUAUGGUGAAUUUGAGUGUGAGAGAUCAAGAAUUGGUAGGAACAAGUAGGUUGAGUUGGAUUUCAGCUGAAUUAGAAGCGAACUAUUCGUCGAAGCUUUUCGAUAGGUGGAUGGCUCCGGGCGGUGAACCGUGUAGGGAGUCAAAAACUGUGGGUAUAACGAUUCAAGGCGUAGAUGGUAGUGAGAGUAGUAUCGAGUUGUCGACUGGGGAUAUUCACGAAUUCGUUUUCCAGGCAUUGGAUGAUUCGGGGAAGCCUCGUUGUUUAGGUGGGGAUUAUUUCGAGACUGAUCUUUCUGGUGAGAAAUGGAAGUCGAGGCCUCCAAUCAAGGAUUUUGGCAAUGGUACCUACAAGUUUUCCCUCCAAGUCCACCCUGAUUUUGCAGGGGAUUACAAUCUCACCAUCAUCCUAUUGUUUCGACACUAUGAAGGAUUGAAAUUCUCGCCUCAAAGAUUCGCGGUCGAUCAAGUCCUCCGUGUGAUCCCCAUCAAAUUCAAUAAAUCCUCAGCGGAGUUGCCAGAAAUAUCACAGUGCAGAAAGUCUGAUCUUGGUAGAGACGUUUGGUCUGGGCGGUGGACUCGACACGCCAAGAAUGAUAGCUGCCCUAUUAGCAACGAUGGGCGAUACAGAUGCCAAGAGCCAAAUUUUCCAUGCCAAAAACCAUGGUGUGAUGGUCCACUAGGCUCGCUGGAGAGCAAUGGGUGGGUAUACUCGACACAUUGUUCGUUCAAGAUGUAUUCUAGUGAAGAGGCAUGGAAUUGUUUGAGCAACCGGUGGAUCUUCUGGUGGGGCGAUUCAAACCACGUUGAUACCAUCCGGAACAUGCUUAACUUCGUUUUGGGGUUAUCCGAGGUUAAGGCUGUUCCAAGAAGGUAUGACAUGAACAUCACCAACCCCAAGAAUCCAUCCCAAAUGGUCAGGUUUACAAGCAUUUUCAACGGUCAUCAUAACGCAACAGCGAACUAUCUGGGCUUGAAUUCAUUAUCGAAUGCAGAGUACAGAGAACUGCUGAAAGGUUAUUUCUCGGGAAAUGUUGUUCCAGACACCAUCAUCAUGAAUUCGGGUUUACACGACGGAGUGUAUUGGCCUAAUCUGAGAUCUUUCAUCCAAGGUGCUGACUACGCUGCCGCAUUUUGGAGCAAGAUAGUGGAAGCGGUGAAGCAGAGAGGAUUGGCGCCACCCGAGGUAAUAUAUAGGACAACAAUCACAACGGGUGGCUAUGCCCGAAGUCUAGCCUUCAAUCCUCACAAAAUGGAGGCAUUCAAUGGGGUAGUCUUGGAUAAACUGAAGGCAUAUGGUGUCCUAAACCGGGUCAUUGACGAUUUUGACAUGACCUAUCCGUGGCAUUACGACAACCGGUGCAACGAUGGGGUCCACUACGGCCGUGCCCCGCUCAAGUACCGGUGGAGGGAUGGGCAGAUAGGACACCAGUACUUUGUGGACCUGAUGCUCUGUCAAGUGCUGCUCAACGCACUGUGCACAAGAUAGCAGCAUUCGGUUCAAGGCUGUGUUUAUCGCGCCCGGGCAACACCUAUAGGAGGAUGGCAUUUGCUAGUUUGGCUAUUGCAGCAAGAGGGGAGGGAGGGGUAAUAUUUUGAGGAUAAAUGAAUACAAGGCUUGGGAUCUAUAUAUAUAUAUAUACAUACAUAUCAUUUUUCUUUGUAAUUUUUUGCCAAGCUAUAUAGUAGAUCACAUAUAGUAGUACUGUAGUAGGAGAUUGAAUAGUAAUGUGGAAUAAUAAUUUAUCAGAUGUAUUCAGACUUCCCUAUUGUAUUCAGGAUUUUCAAUUUGGACAAAUGUUUCAGGAGGACUAAAAGACUUCUCCAAUCA
This is a messenger RNA of Ipomoea triloba (trilobed morning glory), 2567 nucleotides long. RefSeq lists its product as uncharacterized. The transcript has a single exon. Bases 336 to 2225 code for a protein of 629 amino acids. The record is from RefSeq and is a predicted model, not a curated record. NCBI's taxonomy places the organism in Eukaryota, Viridiplantae, Streptophyta, Magnoliopsida, Solanales, Convolvulaceae.